Molecule: messenger RNA, 12731 nt
Organism: Ambispora gerdemannii
Lineage: Eukaryota; Fungi; Glomeromycota; Glomeromycetes; Archaeosporales; Ambisporaceae
Source: the annotation of a GenBank genome assembly
UAAUGAUUGGCGCUGAAGAAGUAUUCCGCACCUGGGAAGAGGUGAUGAAAGAGUUUACGAAUGUAGCGCGAGAUGUUACGCGUAAGCGAUCCGAAAAAUUUAUCCCGAUAAAAAUCAACGCCGCGCACUCGAAAUUGCAAGAACGUGUUACUUUUGUAAGAGGAUUCAGAAAGCAGCACGAGCAACUUCAUCAGACUAUUGUUAAAGUCAUGGCUCAGCCCACAGGCACGCAAAAAAUUAUUGUUGAAGAUGAUAAGAGCGUUAUUCAGCAAGAAAAUGAGAGUGUCAAUAUGAGUGAUAUCAACUCGAUGGAAGAGGUUAAACUUGCUUAUGAAAGUGUAAAGGAUAUUGACGUAUUGGAUGUUUCUAUUGAGGGAACUGAUCUUUGGACGCAAGCGGAAAACUCAUACAAUGAAAGAGUUUCAAGAGUUGAAAAUCAAAUUAUUGCCAGAUUGCGUGAUCGUCUUGGUACCUGUAAAAAUGCUAAUGAAAUGUUCCGCGUGUUUUCAAAGUUUAAUGCUUUGUUUGUUCGUCCAAAGAUUCGAGGUGCCAUCCAAGAAUACCAAACACAACUUAUAGAAUCCGUCAAAGAUGAUAUAAAAAAACUUCACGACAAAUUUAAAAUGCAAUAUCGUCAAUCCCAAGCUUUUCAUAUGGCACAACUCCGCGAUUUACCCGCGAUUUCAGGUGCAAUGAUCUGGGCUCGACAAAUUGAACGGCAAUUGCAAACUUAUAUGAAACGUGUCGAAGAUGUACUUGGAAAAGGUUGGGAAAUGUAUGCCGAAGGCCAGAAAUUGCAAAAUGAAAGUCUUAGUUUUCGUAAGAAGCUAGACACUCGACCGAUUUACGAAGCUUGGCUUCAAGAUAUCACUCGACGCGAACUAACAGUUUCUGGCAGACUUUUCGAAAUAUCAAGAAGCCGUGCACAAGGCAACACACUUCAACUAGGCGUAAAUUUCGACCCACAAAUCAUUACAUUAUUCAAAGAAGUUCGUAAUUUAUUAUGGCUUAAUUAUCAAGUACCACAUACAGUUAGCAAUGUCGCAAAAGACGCCAAGAGAGUGUAUCCUUUUGCCGUUAGUUUAAUGGAAACCGUACGGACUUAUGCUCAGACAGUACACAAAGUUCAAAAACACCCAGAUAUUAUCAUGUUGGUUGCCAGUUAUCGUAAUGAAGUUCAAGCUAUGAUUGCCAAGGGGAUCGGCUUGAAAUGGGAUUACUUUGUGAACACCUAUGAUCCACAUUAUAGACCUCUUGCGCAUCUCACUUCUGGUACCUUGGAUGGUCGUGAAAAUCGCCAUAUUGCUUUUGUUAGAGAAUUCGCCGACCAAGUUUCUAUAUUCCAAGAUAAAGUCGAUGCACUCAUUAAUAGUUACGAUGAUAUCUCCCGAGCUAUCGAAGAUCUGAAAACUUGUCCAUAUAAAAUUAAAAAGCUCAAAGAAAAUUUGGAUAAAAUACAAAAAUCGAUUGACCGUCUCAAUCUCGAAUCUUAUUCUAAUCUCAAAACAUGGGUCGCACAACUUGACGAACGUGUAGAAGCUGUAUUAACUCAUCGUCUACAAACAGCAAUUCAAGCAUGGAUAACUGAAUUCACAAGUGCUGGUGAAGAUUCCGUCUCUAGUAGCGACACAGUUUCGCGUGAUAUGCGCACUAUUGGCAAAAGUGGAAAACGGUCCAAGCGUAAGAACGCUAAAGGCGAUAUCCUGGAUGAAGAAAAAACCGCGGCUGCCUUGAAAACGGAAAUGAAGCCAAGCUUGAAACCUUCAUUCCAUGAAGUCUGUAUUCGUAAUCAAGUUAUAUUUUUGGAUCCACCGAUUGAACAAGCUCGUGCAAAUGUAUACAAUCAGUUGCACGAAUGGCUUGCUAUUGUGUGUAAUCUACCGCGACUUCAAAGUUCACGAUACGAGAUAGAACUUCAAGUUCGAGGUCCCAUUUCCCAGGAAACUACAUACUCAAAUUUAUUAACUUUGGUAACUGACAACUCCCUCGAGAAGGCCUACGAAAUGAUUGAACACAAACUAAAAGAAGUUGCCGAAUACGUUAGCAUCUGGUUCCGAUUCCAAUCAUUAUGGGACCUUGACUCCAGCCAAGUAUACAAUCAACUCGGCGAUAAUUUAGCGAAAUGGCAACAAAUUCUCACCGAAAUCAGAAAAUCGCGUGCCACAUUUGACAAUUCUGACAUUGAACAAUCUUUCGGUGCAAUUGUUGUCGAUUAUGAGCAAGUACGAACAAGAGUCACCGAGAAAUACGAUGCCUGGCAAAAGGAAAUCACUAAUAAAUUUGGUGCCAAGUUGGGUGAAUCUAUGCGCGAAUUUCAUACUUCAGUCUCGAGAGCUCGAACCGAUCUUGAACAACAUUCGGUCGAAAGCAACGCUACAGGCGAAGCAGUUACAUUUAUUACUUUUGUGCAAGAACUUAAACGUAAGAAGGCUAAAUGGGAAGCAGAAGUUGAAGUGUUUCGCAAUUGUCAAAAGACUUUGUCUAAGGCGCCCGCUUUCCAAACUCCUCGUAAUUGGUUGCAUGUGGAGCAAAUUGAGGGUGAAUGGAGUGCUUAUUUAGAAAUAUUGAAUAAAAAGAACGGUGCAAUUCAAGAUCAAAUUGCUGGUUUACAAGAUAAAAUUGUCGCCGAAGACAAAGUUGUGGACGGAAAAAUCAAGCAGAUUGUCACCGACUGGGAUUCGAACAAACCAAUUCAAGGAGACAUCAAACCCGAAGUUGCUAUUAGCACACUCACCAAAUUCGAAACUCGCGUUUCUCGUCUUAAGGAAGAAUACGAUAUGGUAUGCCGUGCUAAGGAGGCACUCGAUCUUGACUUGACUUCUGAAGAUCGACUUGACCCUGUUCUUGAAGAACUCAAAGAUCUCAAAUCUGUUUGGAAUGAACUAUCAAAAGUUUGGACGACAAUCAACGAAGUUAAAGAAUCACUUUGGUCUUCGGUUGUACCACGAAAGAUCAGAACAAGUCUCGAUAAUUUAUUAAGUUCUACUAAAGAGAUGCCAACUCGAAUGCGUCAAUAUGCUGCUUUUGAAUAUGUGCAACUAGCAUUGCGUGAUUACAUUAAAAUUAAUCCCCUUCUUUCCGAUUUGAAAUCUGAGGCAUUGAAAGAACGACAUUGGAAACAACUGUUUAAGCAAUUACGUGCUGAAGGUCGCUUCCUUUUAUCAGAAAUGACUGUUGGGCAUCUUUGGGAUAUGGAUCUUCGUAAAAAUGAAACAGUUAUAAGAGAUAUUGUAGUUCAAGCCCAGGGUGAAAUGGCUCUCGAAGAGUUCUUGAAACAGGUCCGAGAAACUUGGACAAAUUAUGUAUUAGAACUUGUCAACUAUCAAAAUAGAUGUCGUCUUAUCAAAGGUUGGGAUGAACUUUUCACUAAAUGCAGUGAAAAUCUCAAUUCUUUGACAGCCAUGAAAAUGUCUCCAUAUUAUAAAACUUUCGAAGAGGAAGCUUCCUCAUGGGAAGACAAACUCAAUCGUGUGCAUGUUUUAUUCGAUGUAUGGAUUGAUGUACAACGACAAUGGGUCUAUCUAGAAGGCAUUUUCAGUGGAAGCGCAGAUAUUAAACAUCUUCUACCAAUCGAAACCCAACGUUUCACGAAUAUAAAUUCAGAAUUCUUGACAGUCAUGAAAAAAGUCUACAAAUCACCGUAUGUCUUGGAUGUUUUGGGUAUCCAGGGUGUACAAAAAUCUCUCGAGCGUCUCGCUGACUCACUGGGCAAAAUUCAAAAAGCCCUUGGUGAAUAUCUUGAGCGAGAACGAUCUUCAUUUCCACGUUUUUACUUUGUGGGUGAUGAAGAUUUACUUGAAAUCAUUGGUAAUAGCAAGGAUGUUGUCCGAAUUCAAAAGCAUUUUAAGAAAAUGUUUGCAGGUGUAUCAAAUAUUAUAUUGAACGAGGAUAAUACCGUGAUAUUGGGCAUGGCUUCUCGUGAAGGGGAAGAAGUGGUAUUUAGAACGCCAAUUUCAAUUAAAGAAAAUCCAAAAAUUAACGACUGGCUUACCAUGAUAGAAAAAGAAAUGCGAGUAUCACUCGCACAAUGGCUGACUGAUGCUGUCGCUGAUUUGAAUACAUUUUAUCUUGCUGAAGAACUAUCAAUUCCUACUUUCCUUGAAUGGAUUGAUAAAUAUCCAUCCCAAUUAGUUGUCGUUGCUGCACAAAUCAUUUGGACUCAAUCUGUCGACAAAGCUCUCAACACAAUUUACGAAGGUGACCGUAAUGAUCAUGCUCCAUUGACCGAAUCUCUACAAUAUGUACUUCGUGCAUUGAAAGUAUUGGCUGAGACCGUACUUCAAGAUUUAACUUCCACAAAAAGAAAGAAAUGCGAACAUUUAAUUACUGAACUUGUGCAUCAACGUGAUCUUAUUCGACAACUUCGAAACAAUAAAAUAUCAUCACCCAAAGAUUUUGAAUGGCUUUAUCAGAUGCGAUUCUACUUCAAUCCAAAUGUUGAAGAUCCAUUAACAAGGCUUACUAUCAAUAUGGCUAAUGCACAAUUCUAUUAUGGCUACGAAUAUCUUGGUGUCCCUGAUCGUCUUGUACAGACACCUCUCACUGAUCAAUGUUAUCUUACUCUUACACAAGCUUUGGAAAGCCGUUUAGGAGGCUCGCCAUUUGGACCUGCAGGCACCGGAAAAACUGAAUCAGUGAAAGCCUUAGGUGUUCAACUUGGUCGUUUUGUACUUGUCUUCUGCUGUGACGAGAAUUUCGAUUUCCAAGCUAUGGGUCGUAUUUUCGUUGGUCUUUGUCAAGUUGGUGCUUGGGGUUGUUUUGACGAAUUUAAUCGACUCGAGGAAAGAAUUUUGUCUGCUGUUUCGCAACAAGUUCAAACUAUUCAACUCGGAUUGAAGGCAGUAAAGGAUAAUCCUAAUGCAGAAGUUGAAAUUGUCGGAAAGAAUUUAGUUGUUAAUACAAAUACUGGUAUCUUUAUUACUAUGAAUCCUGGCUACGCCGGUCGCUCAAAUCUACCUGACAAUCUAAAGAAACUAUUCCGAAGUAUUGCUAUGACCAAGCCAGAUCGAGAGCUUAUCGCACAAGUUAUGUUAUACUCUCAAGGAUUUGGAACUGCCGAAACACUUGCGUCAAAAGUUGUCCCAUUAUUUAAUCUUUGUGCUGAACAACUUUCACCGCAAGCGCAUUAUGACUUUGGUCUUCGUGCCUUGAAAAGUGUGCUUGUGAGUGCUGGUAAUAUGAAACGUGAAAGGCUGGUAAAUCUUAGAAAGCAAAUCGAGUCCGGUGAGAAGGAUGAAUCAGACCUUAUAAAAAUUUCGGAGUCAAUUGGCGAGCAAGAAAUUGUUAUUCAAAGUAUUCGUGAAACUAUUGUUCCAAAAUUGGUCGCCGAGGAUAUUUACCUAUUAACUAGUCUGCUAGCGGAUGUAUUCCCUGGGGUUGAUUAUAUUCCUGUUGAUCUGGAACAACUUAAAGAUGAAAUUAUCAAUGUGUGUAAGGAACGUCGUCUUGUUCCUGGUGACUCGUGGAUGGAAAAAGUUUUGCAACUUUAUCAAAUUCAAAAUAUUCAUCACGGUUUGAUGAUGGUUGGUCCUUCUGGUUCAGGAAAAUCUCAAGCAUGGCAGGUUCUAUUGAAAGCCCUGGAAAAAGUCCAAGGUAUUGAGGGUAUGGAAUACGUUAUUGAUCCCAAGGCAGUAUCAAAAGACGCUUUAUAUGGUACUCUCGAUCCUACUACUCGUGAAUGGACAGACGGACUAUUUACACAUAUAUUACGUAAAAUUGUUGAUAAUGUUCGUGGUGAAAAAAAUAAGCGACAUUGGAUUAUAUUUGAUGGUGAUGUCGAUCCAGAGUGGGUAGAAAAUUUGAAUAGUGUAUUGGAUGACAAUCGAUUACUUACCUUGCCCAAUGGUGAAAGAUUGGGUUUACCAGGCAAUGUUCGUAUUAUGUUUGAAGUCGAAAACUUGAAAUAUGCCACAUUAGCUACAGUUAGUCGUUGUGGUAUGGUUUGGUUUAGUGAAGAAGUCAUCACAGUGUCCAUGAUUUAUAACAACUACUUGGAAACCCUCAAAACUCAACCUUUGGAUGAUUCCGAGGAAGAUGGUCUUGCUUCGUCGCGAAGAAAUGAGUUAUCAGAGGAAAACACCUCACCCAAUAUUCUCACUCAACGUGCUAUCGCCAAGAUAUUAGCAACUCAUAUGACUGAGGAUGGUUUCGUGACUAAGGCUCUUGAACACGCUGCAUCUUUAGAGCACAUUAUGGAUUUCACGCAAAUGCGUGUACUAAACACAUUAUUCUCUUUACUCAAUAAAACAGUGCGCAAUGUCAUUGAAUACAAUGUACAACACCCAGAUUUCCCAAUGUCUGCGGAUUUAUUGGAAAAUUAUGUAUCAAGACGUCUCAUACUUUGUGUGAUUUGGAGUUUCUCGGGUGAUUGUAAAUUAGAUUUACGUGCUAAACUCGGUGAAUAUGUACGCAGCAUCACAACUAUUGAUUUGCCACCAGCGCAACCUGGAUCUUCUAUUAUUGAUUAUGAUGUUCAAGUGAACAAUGCUGAGUGGACUGCUUGGGCCGGAAAAGUUCCUACCAUUGAAAUUGAAACUCACACUGUCGCUGAAGCAGAUGUCGUUAUUCCGACUGUUGACACAGUACGACAUGAAGAAGUUUUGUAUUCAUGGCUUUCUGAACAUAAACCUCUCUUACUUUGUGGUCCCCCUGGUUCCGGGAAAACAAUGACAUUAUUCAGUGCUCUUAGAAAAUUACCUGACAUGGAAGUAAUUGGUCUCAACUUCUCGAGUGCUACCACUCCUGAAUUAAUAUUAAAAACAUUUGAACAAUACUGUGAAUAUAGAAAGACACCUAAUGGUGUUAUGUUAUCGCCAAUUGUAAUAGGCAGAUGGAUUGUAUUAUUCUGUGACGAGAUUAAUUUACCUGCUACUGAUAAAUAUGGCACUCAACGUGUUAUCUCUUUCAUUAGACAAUUAGUCGAGUAUGGAGGAUACUGGAGAACUUCAGAUAAAUCAUGGGUGAAACUUGAACGUAUCCAAUUCGUAGGUGCAUGCAAUCCUCCUACUGAUCCUGGUCGUGUACCAUUAACUCAUAGAUUCAUGCGUCAUGCUCCCUUGGUGAUGGUCGAUUAUCCUGGAUCACUUUCUCUCAAUCAAAUUUACGGCACCUUCUCACGAGCAAUGUUAAAAGUGGUUCCUAACUUGCGUGCUUAUGCUGAGCCACUCACUGCUGCAAUGGUCGACUUUUAUUUGAUGUCACAAAGACACUUUACACCUGAUAUUCAAGCUCAUUAUAUUUACUCACCUCGUGAAUUAACUCGAUGGAUGAGAGGUAUAUUUGAGGCCAUCAAACCAUUAGAAACUUUAUCGCUUGAAGGUCUCGUGCGUAUAUGGGCCCAUGAAGCUUUACGUUUGUUCCAAGAUCGUCUUGUAACUGAAGAGGAAAAAAGAUGGACAGAUGAUAAUAUUGACGCCAUCGCUUUGAAGCAUUUCCCUGGUCUCAAUCAAAUAGAAGCUUUGAGCAGGCCAAUUUUAUUCUCUAACUGGAUUAAUAAAUUCUAUAUUCCUGUGGAACGUGAACAACUACGUGAAUUUGUAAAAGCUCGUCUUAAGGUGUUCUACGAAGAAGAAUUAGAUGUACCAUUAGUGCUAUUCAAUGAUGUAUUGGACCAUGUUCUCCGUAUUGAUCGUGUAUUCCGACAAAUGCAAGGUCAUUUACUAUUAAUUGGCGUAAGUGGCUCUGGUAAAACCACACUUUCAAGAUUCUGUGCUUGGAUGAAUGGUCUAAGUGUUUUCCAAAUUAAAGCACAUAAUAAAUACACUGGCGAAGAUUUCGAUGAAGAUUUGAGAAUUGUGUUACGCCGUGCUGGAUGUAAAGGCGAAAAAGUAUGUUUCAUUAUGGACGAAUCAAAUGUAUUAGAUUCUGGUUUCUUAGAACGUAUGAACACACUUUUGGCCAAUGCUGAAGUUCCUGGCCUUUUCGAAGGAGACGAAUACAACACUUUGAUGACGGGAUGUAAAGAAGGAGCUCAGAGAGAAGGAUUGAUGUUAGACUCGCACGAAGAAUUGUAUAAAUGGUUUACACAACAAGUAAUGAAGAAUUUGCAUGUGGUGUUUACAAUGAAUCCGCCCGAGGGAGGUUUAGCCUCUCGUGCAGCCACCUCGCCAGCCUUGUUUAAUCGUUGUGUAUUGGAUUGGUUUGGUGAUUGGCCUGAUCAAGCAUUCUUCCAAGUUGGUAUGGAAUUCACAAACAACCUGGAUUUAGAUCUCACGUCAUAUUCACCACCUGCAAACUUCCCGGUUGCUUAUCGUGCAUUAUCUCUGCCACCGAUACACCGUUUUGCUAUCGUCAAUGCUUUUGUAUUUGUUCAUCAAUCGUUAUACGAAAUAAACGCGAAACUAAGCAAACGUCAAGGCCGAUACAAUUACGUUACACCACGUCAUUAUCUUGACUUUAUUAAUCAUUAUGUACGAUUAUUUAAUGAGAAACGUGAAGACUUGGAAGAACAACAGCGCCAUUUGAAUAUUGGACUUGAAAAAUUACGUGAUACUGUCAUCAAAGUCGAAGAACUUCGAAAAAGUCUGGCCAUUAAAAAUAAAGAAUUAGAAGCUAAAAAUGCCGAAGCAGAAGCAAAAUUAAAAAUAAUGGUAGCCGAUCAAAACGAAGCAGAAAACAAAAAAGAAGCCUCUAAGCAAAUUCAAGUUGCCCUCGAAAAACAGACCAAAGAUAUUGAUGAACGUCGUGAAGUAGUAUUAAGGGAUUUGGCGAAUGCUGAACCGGCUGUACAAGAAGCCCAAAAAGCUGUACAAGGUAUCAAAAAACAACAACUCACUGAAGUUCGAUCUAUGGGUAAUCCACCGGAACCUGUGAAAAUGGCAAUGACAUCUGUCUGCACCUUACUGGGACGACCUUGUGAAACCUGGAAAUUGGUACAAACUGCAAUUCGUAGUGACGAUUUCAUUACUAGCAUUGUGAACUUUGACACUGAUAAGCGAAUGACCAAACCUGUUCGCGAGAAAAUGAAGAAUGAAUAUCUCAGUAAACCAUCGUAUAAUUACGAGUUAGUGAACAGAGCCAGUAAAGCUUGUGGUCCAUUAGUCAAAUGGGUGAUUGCACAAGUUAACUUCUCGGAAAUUCUCGAUAGAGUUGGUCCAUUACGUAAUGAAGUAUCAGAUUUACAAAAACAACAAGAGAGCACAAAAUUAAGAGCUGUCACAAUUGAAAAGAUGAUUAACGAUUUAGAGAGCAGUAUUGCACGAUACAAAGACGAAUAUGCACAAUUGAUUAGUCAAACGCAAACAAUCAAGGGUGAAAUGGAACAAGUCAAAAAUAAGGUCGAUCGUAGUUUGACACUUCUCGGCAGUCUGUCUUCUGAAAAAGAACGGUGGGAAACAGGAAGUCAAGCAUUUGAAACACAAAUGGGUACAAUUGUCGGUGAUGUUUUACUAUCAGCUGCAUUCCUUGCUUAUGGCGGUUACUUUGAUCAGCAAUAUCGUGAGGUUCUGUUGAGUAAAUGGACCAGUCAUUUAGUGAAUGCAAAUAUUUCAUUUAAACAAGAAUUAUCUUUGACUGAAUAUUUAUCGACAGCUGAUGAUCGUCUAUCUUGGCAAGCUAAAUCUCUUCCAGCCGAUGACCUUUGCACAGAAAAUGCAAUCAUGCUUAAACGAUUCAACAGAUAUCCCCUUAUUAUCGAUCCAUCGGGUCAAGCCUCAACUUUCCUAAUGAACGAAUAUAAAGAUAGAAAGCUUACCGUCACCAGUUUCUUGGAUGAUUCAUUCAUCAAAAAUCUUGAAAGUGCUCUUCGUUUCGGUAAUCCAUUACUUAUUCAAGAUGUCGAGCAUCUCGAUGCCAUCAUCAAUCCAAUUCUCAAUAAAGAAUUACGUCGAACUGGAGGUCGUGUUUUGAUCCGUUUGGGUGGUCAAGAUAUCGAUUUCUCGCCCGCGUUCACAUUAUUCCUUUCAACUCGUGAUCCAUCAGUCAAUUUCCCACCAGAUAUAUGCAGUCGUGUGACCUUUGUCAAUUUCACCGUCACCCGUGGCAGUUUACAGAGCCAAUGUUUGAAUCAAGUUCUUAAAGUUGAACGUCCAGACACCGAUAAGCGAAGAACUGAUCUAAUCAAGUUACAAGGCGAAUUUAAAUUGAAAUUACGGCAUCUUGAAAAAUCUCUUUUGCAAGCAUUGAACGAAUCAAAAGGAAAUAUUUUGGACGAUGCUAAAGUUCUUGAUACUCUCGAGACCUUAAAGAAAGAAGCAGCCGAAAUCACUCGUAAAGUAGAGGAAACAGACACUAUUAUGCAAGAAGUCGAACAAGUCACCGCAGAAUAUACUCCCCUUGCACAAGCAUGUAGUUCUGUAUUCUUCGUCAUGGAACAACUUAAUCUUCUUCACCAUUUCUAUCAAUUCUCUCUAGAAUACUUUUACGAAAUUUUCGAGUACAUUCUUCAUGAAAAUCCAAAUCUCAGAGAGGUCACCGAAAAUUCUCAAAGGUUGAGAAUCCUCACACGUGACCUAUUCAAUGUAACUUUCCAUCGUGUAACACGUGCACUAUUACAUGAAGACUAUAUUACUUUUGCUCUUUUACUAUCUCAAAUUAAAAUUCGUGGAGAUCAACAUCAAAUCGACGAGACAGAGUACGAUUUCUUGCUGAAUGGUGGUGAUGUUGUACCUGGCACUAAGGUGUCCGCUCAUGAAUUAGGAUUGCCCGAUGACCUUAUCGAUAAUGACCAAGCCGCUCGUAUUAAAGAGUAUACAGCAUUACCUUGCUUCUCAAAUCUUAUAUCGCAUAUUACUCGACAAGAAGAAGACUGGAGCGAUUUCAUUGAAGCUGAUUCCGCAGAAAAGCAUGUACCUGUUUGUUGGGAUCCUAGCUUGCCUUCUGUUGUUGUUCAAUUGAGAAAAUUACUGCUUGUCAAAUGUUUCCGACCUGAUAGACUGCAACCUGCUACAGCUGCAUUUGUCGCCAUCGUAUUUGAUGAUGGAUUCCUUAAUCAGACAGAGCUUGAUAUUAAAGCAAUGGUAAUGAACGAAAUCAAUCCAUCUACUCCAAUUUCUCUUUGCUCUGUUCCCGGUUAUGACGCUAGUUAUCGUAUCGAUAAUCUUGUUGCGGAAGUCAAUGCUCGUUGCACAUCUGUCGCUAUGGGCUCUCAAGAAGGUUUCACAUUAGCAGACCAAGCAAUCGCUUCAGCAAUUAAGAAUGGCAGUUGGGUUCUACUGAAGAACGUACAUUUAGCACCUUCGUGGCUUGGACAGUUGGAGAAGAAAUUGCAUAGCUUAAAAGCACACAACAGCUUCCGUUUAUUCCUUACCAUGGAAACUAAUCCUAAAGUACCAGUCAACCUCUUGCGUCUAUCGCGAGUUCUUAUGUUCGAACCACCACCAGGUAUAAAAGCCAAUCUCCAAGACUCACUUAAAGGCAUUCCCCCUAGUCGUCUCAGCAAAGGUCCUAGCGAACGUGUCCGAUUGUAUUUCCUUCUUGCUUGGCUACAUGCAAUCGUACAAGAACGUCUCCGAUAUGUUCCUCUUGGAUGGACCAAAAUUUACGAAUUUAAUGAUUCCGAUCAAGAUUUCUCUAUAAACACCAUUGACGCUUGGAUAGACUCGGUAGCUCAAGGAAGAGCAAAUAUAGCACCCGAAAAAAUUCCAUGGGAUGCUCUUCGCACUCUUAUCACAACAUCUGGUUAUGGUGGUCGUAUUGAUAAUGAAUUCGACAAGAGGCUUCUAGAGUCUUUUGUUAAUUCUCUAUUCACUCCUGAAGCAUAUAAUAUAGAUUUUCCAUUAGUUGACGCUGAUGACGAUAAUACACUAACUAUUCCUGAAGGUACUAAGAUGGAACGUUUCUUGAAAUGGGUUAAUGAUUUACCAGAACGUGAACCCCCUGCAUGGUUAGGAUUACCAAGUAAUGCAGAAAGAGUAUUGGCCACUACGCAAGGUUUGGGUAUGCUUGGAAAGGUUCGCAAGAUGAAGAGUCUCUCUGAUGACGAUGAAGUCGCUUAUUCUCAAGAAUCAGGUUCCGGAAAACCUGGCGCAUCUGCACAACCAGCUUGGAUGCGUGCUUUAGUAGUGUCCAAAAUGCCUAAAAUGAAUAAAACAGCUCAAAGUAUAAAAGACCCAUUAUUCCGAUUCUUUGAUCGUGAAAAUUCAAUUGGACGUAGUCUCCUUGGAAAAAUACGACAAGAUUUACAUGAUAUCAAGAAAGUCUGUGAAGGAGAACUUAAACAGACAAAUCACCUUCGUAUGCUUUUGAAUUGUUUGACUAAAGGCAUAAUUCCCGAUCACUGGCGCAAAUAUAAAAUCCCUCAAAACGUAUCCCUUAAUCACUGGAUUGCGGACUUCAAAAGCCGCCUGCAACAACUUGACUCAAUCACCAACGAAACAAACUUCCAAGACUUGCAAGUAUGGCUCGGUGGCUUAUUCAUGCCCGAAGCCUACAUAACAGCCACGCGUCAAGCUGUCGCACAAAGGAACGUCUGGUCACUAGAAGACCUCAGACUGGAAGUCGACAUCAACAAGAGCGGUGAUGAUGAUGCGUUUGUUGUCUCUGGCCUUAAAUUAGAAGGUGCACGAUGGGAAAAUGAUCAAUUGCAACUUACCUCAGCUCCGUCCACCAAACUUGAGCUCACGCAGAUACGAUGGGUAUUGAAACAAGGCGUGGCUGCUGUUAAAUCUGAUGAUGUGGUUUUACCGGUUUAUCUUAAUUCGGAUCGUAGCGAGUUGUUGUUUGUUAUUUCGGUGAAUAGUCAAGCUACAAAAUAUAAGAUUUCGCAACGCGCUGUCGCUGUGAUUAUUUGGUAG